Molecule: messenger RNA, 5294 nt
Organism: Aricia agestis (brown argus)
Lineage: Eukaryota; Metazoa; Arthropoda; Insecta; Lepidoptera; Lycaenidae
Gene: rudhira
Product: breast carcinoma-amplified sequence 3 homolog
Exons: 15
Coding region: 347-4723 (1458 amino acids)
Biological process (GO): response to starvation; autophagy
Cellular component (GO): cytoplasm
Molecular function (GO): protein binding
Source: RefSeq, a predicted model, not a curated record
GUGUGCAUAUAAACGUCUUCUUUCGUGCAUGUGUGUAAAAUCAUUCGAUUUUCUGUCAGAACUCAGAAAACAAUAAAAACAAAUACCAUUCAAGAGUGUCGUAAUUUUAUCCUACAAUCUUAGAACUUUUUAUGUAUAAAAUUUUAGUUAAUUUGUAUUUUAAUUCCAUAAUAUUGUAACAGCAGCGUUAAAAAACCAAAUGAAAGUUGGUGUUUCAAAACUGCAGCUGUAUUUCUUAUUGUUGUGACGUCAUUGUUGUGGUUUUAAAAACGACGCAAUUUCAUUAUUUUAAAUGAAAAUGGAGUAGAAAUGAAAUUAAUUUUACUUUUUGAGAUAAGGCAACAAAAUGUCCGCGGAGUCGCCGCGACACAUGCGGUGCGGGGGACCGCUGACGGUGGCGUCCCAGCCGCCCAGCGACCGCAGCAUCAUCGACGCCGUGUCGGGCUUCAUCAAUGACGUUACACUGUCCUCCUCCUCCCACACCGACCCUAAGGACGUGAUACAAUGGGCGCGGUUCGAGACAGCAGAUAUAAACGAGCCCACUCCCGAGGGAGACAGCGAUACUGAUGUGCAACCGCUACUCCUGGUGUUGGGUUACGGGUCUGGUGUACAGGUGUGGCUGGUGUCUCCCACCGGGGAAGCUCAGGAGGUGCUCUCAUGGCGUCAGGGUACAGUCCGGGUGCUCCGCAUACUUCCCACCCCCGAGCAUGACUGCUUCACGGCGAAGAGACCGCUCAUAGCACUUUGUGACUCCGCCGGCAUCGGACCACCGUUUUGUGCCCUGAGCUUCAUAUCGAUUAGGGGCGGGGAGCAGGUGAAGAGCAUAAAAUUCAAGAACCCCAUUCUAGAUGUGCUUGCUAACAAGCGUUCUGUGGUGGUAUCCUUCUCUGAGCGCUUUGCUGUGUUCGAUGCUGGGACCCUGGAGGACAGACUCAGUAUAACGACUUGCUACCCCUGCCCGGACCCUCUGGGGGGGUCAAACACCAUCAACCCCAUAGCACUUGGUGACCGCUGGCUGGCUUAUGCGGAUAAAAAACUUAACCCCUUGAAACGAAGCAGUGGGGGAUGUGAAAGCGAAGGCGUGACCAGCUACACGGCGACAGUGCUGCACGCGGCCAAGUCCCUUAGCAAGGGUCUGCGCGGGCUGGGGGAGAGCGUCGCGCACAGUCUGGGGGGCCGGGGCGCCUCGCAGUCCCCCUCCCCCCCGCACACCGAGCUGCAGCAGCCGGGCGUCGUCACUGUGCUCGAUAUAGAGAACAACGAAGAGGACGACGGGCAGGAGUGCGAGGAGCCGUACGACCCGAUAGUGGCGCACUUCGUGGCGCACUCCGACGCUAUCAUCGCGCUACAGUUCGACGCCAGCGGCAUGAUACUGGUGACGGCCGACCGCCGCGGACACGACUUCCACGUGUUCCGGAUAAACCCCCACCCGUGCGGACCGAACUUGGCGUCAGUUCAUCACCUCUACGUGCUCCAUAGAGGUGACACGACGGCUAAAGUGCAGGACAUAGCGAUAUCGAACGACGGCCGCUGGUGCGCCGUGUCGACGCUGCGCGGCACGACGCACGUGUUCGCGAUCAGCGCGUACGGGGGCGCGGUCGGCGUGCGCACGCACACGCAGCCGCGCGUCGUCAACCGCCUGUCGCGCUUCCACCGCUCCGCCGGCCUGCCGAUAGGCCCGCCGCACGCGCCCGCCAGCCCGGGUGACGCGGCAGGAUCGUGGUUCCCGAACCCGCGCCUGCCGCCGUACCCGCAGCCGGCGACGUGCGCGCCGUUAGCGCAGCUCCGCCCUCACAACAUACCCACGCACACCAUCACAAGAACCAGCUCAGGUCGUCAACGUCUAUCGUCGUUGUCCGAGGACGGGGGAGGCGGCGCGCCGCUGCUAGCACGCGCGCGGUUCGGCAUGUGCGGCGCCGCGCCCCGCCCCGCCGCCGUGCCGCUGUACCUCAUGGCGGCGGGCGGCGCGUUACUGCACCUGCUGCUGCACCCUCGACCCGCCAGCAAUAUCCCUAAGGAGAAGAUCAGCGACGACUCGGCGAUCGAGGUGGACGUGGAGGCGGUGGCGCAGUGGCCUCUCCGACGCCCGGCGGCCGCCGCCGACCUGCUAGCGCCGCUGCCGCCAUCCAACCCGCUGCUGCAGCCGCUUAGCUGCCGGCGGUGCGCGGACGUGUGCAUGAGCGAGGAGGAGCGGUGGCUGUCCCAGGUGGAGAUCGUGACGCACGCCGGCCCGCACCGCCGCCUGUGGAUGGGCCCGCAGUUCGUGUUCAAGACAUACAACUGCUCCGGGUCGACGUCGUCGCUGUCAGAGGGGGAGGCGGAGUGCGAGGCGCGCGCGCGCUCCACGCCCGUCAAUGUGCCCGCCGCGCGCCCGCGCCUGCCCGUGCUGGUGGGAGACGGAUCGCCGAGUUCCCUGGAGCACUCGCCGUCAGAUGGCGCGCGCCGCAAAUCCCUGCUGAGUACCGGUAGCGGUGUCUGCGACGUCCAGCUGCGGGAGGACCUCGCCGAGGCCAUGAAGGAGGACCACGGGGCGGCGCGUGCGGCGGGCGGCGCGAGGGGCGGCGCGGGGGGCGGGGACCCGGACCGGCACACGCGGCCGAACCCCGACGAGGGCGCCUUCCGGCCCGUACUCGACGCGGCCCUCGACGCCGCCCUCGCGGACCCCGACCGGGGCGCCGCCGAGCUGCCUGCCACCACCACCAUCCCCGUGCAGCCGGCCGCGCCCCUGCGAGACUCCCCCGACGCGGAGCCCCGCCCCCUCACCACGGACAAGGUCAUCCCGGCGCAGCUGCAGCCCGACGACGAAAACGAUAUAGCUAAUAUAGAUAGACCCAAUUUAGAUGUUAAGACCCAUGUAAAUAAUGCGAGGAAUGAAAGCGUGCGCGAACGUGCCUCGGCGAAAGUCGAGGAGAGAGAAGAUAAUGUUUUAUCACUGCCAAAACGGAGUCGGGCGACUGAUAUUCAGCCCCCCGCUCGCGCUAGGGUUAGGAGAUCUCCCCCCACCGAGUCGGUGAGUGAUGUCGACGUAGCUAGUGAGACUAUAGAUAGAAACGAGUAUACGUGUGACGCGCGAAAGGAGAGUACGUCUAAGAAAUCUAGUGUAGGCGAUCAGAUUUCGGUCGAUGUUAAAAUUAGCAGAGAUAAAGUUAAAAAGGUAGUCGAAAAACAAAGUAUUUUGCCGGAAGCUAGGGAGGUGGAAUCGAAAUCCUCGGCGGCCGGGGAACUUGUGGUCGAUGCGUUAUCCAAAUCGCAGAAGAAAGCGGCGGCGAUUAAGACCGAGGAACAAGCUUGGGAUAUGCUUUUAAAUGAACCAGAAAAAUCCACAGUGGCGGAGACGCCUAAAAUUGUUGAAAGUAAAGCCGAUGAGUCCAAAAUGAGAAGCAAGAAAACUAGAAGAGGAGGCAACAAGAAGAACCAAGAUGAGCCGCUCAUAAAAACAGAUGAAGACGACAGCUUUGUUGAAAUCCUCACUAUUGAAAAACAACAGCCGGAGAACGAUAGCGUUGUGUCUAUAUCGACUGCAGUAGAAUGUUCGGAUUCCUCCUCGUCUUAUUUGUCUAGGGCGCGAAAAAUCCGCUCCUCCAAAAGUAGGACCCCAGAAAGGCAGGACGAUAAAUUUUCGGAAGAAGUUGAAAGCUGCUAUCAAUUACAAAACAAAUCUAAUAACAGCUAUUAUAAAAGUAAAACUGAUACUAAAUAUGACGCAGACGUAAAUAGUUACAGAAAUAAAACUGACACUAAAUACGACGUAGAGACCAACGCUUGCGAGUUUUCUCUUGCGAGUAUAAAAAUUGACGAUAAUUUUGAUCUUAUAAAAGGGAAAAACACCUUAUCAGUUGAUACCAUGCUGAACGAUAUCGAUGAUGCUUUUUCAGCAAUAAGCAAAAGAGAGUCUCUAAAAUCAGUAAAGAAUAAGUCCCCGUCGCCUCAAAACAACACAGCCGACAAUAAAGAGAAGGACAUCUAUGUGAUCAAUACGACAGAAGACGAUUUUCCGGAGAUCCAAAUAACGAAAAGUAAAAAGUCGCGAAAGAGGUCGCCCCAGGCAUCGGAUGACAAAUCUUUGGGAAGCUCGCCGCCGAAACCUAUCAAAUCUUGGAGUUCCAUAGCCGCUUCUAGGAACCCUAAACCGGACCCUCCCGCAGUACCAGACGACAGCAAAGAUAGCCCGGGAAUCCUCGACAUAGAACCACCCAAAGAGAUAUCGUUGCAAGAGAAGCUGAUAAAAUUGUGUAAAAGACCCGACGUGAUCGUCGCGGAAUGUGACGUGCCUUCUGAACUGAAUUUUGUGGAGGAACACCACACGGUUCUACCCGACUUGCCGCCGCUUGAGCCGCUCGACUUCGGCCUCGACGACUUCAAAUUGGAAGUGAUGAGAGACAGCCUCCUAGACGUCAACGAGAAAAUCAGCAGUCCGAUAUGCAAGAUCAAUAUAGACGAUAUUUUAUCCUCCAUGAAGGACACAAAGGAUAGCACGUACAAUCUCAUCGAUCUGGAGAAGGUUAAGUCCAAGAAGGAGAAGGGUUUUAGUGUGGUCGAAACGGAUAAGAUCACGUCGCAGGAGGUGAGACUUGAUGAGGAGGUUAAGGACAAGGAAGUGAAUACUGAUAAGUCGUCAGACGAUGAUAUAGUGCCUGCUGACACUCUGGUCGAUGUCACACUUACCCCGACAUUACCUUCCAAGCAGAGUAAACUGAAAAAGCUCCGUAAAAAGAAGAAGUAACUUUACAUUAGAUGCGCGAUACUGUCGUUUAUCAGAUUUUUCUGUAAAUGUUCGGAUAUUCGUAAACAUUGUUUUAGAUUUAUUUUGGUUGUUUUAAGGCAUUAUUUAGAUGUCACCAAACUAGUGGAAAUUUGGCUAGUGAUGUAGUUUCUAUAAAUAUGCAAUAUAAGCUGGACUGCGAUAUUUUCGCCUAUGAAAGAAAGUGAUAUGUAGCGAUAGGUCAUGGCCGAAUUUCUACAUGUUCGGUGCCCGGCCUAUAGCAGUUUUUUUAAUUAACUAAUUUAAUGAGUUUGGCUGCAAAAGAUAAUUUAAAACAAUGCUUACAAUAUUUUGACGUAAGUAGUAAUUAAUUUAAUGCUCAUUGUCUUAAAAGGCACAUUAUAUAGGUAACAAAAGGUUAGGGAUACAUUAACAGAGUUUAACGUAAUAUAACAAUAAUAGGAAAAAAUGUAAAUAAAAAAAUUAAAAAUGCAGAAAAAAACAAAAAUAUGAUAAAUUGGAUCUGUUUGGAAGGUAGCUUCGAUAGAAUAUAGUAUUUAUAGAUAUAAUAUAAUAUUAUGAUAAAAUAUAU